Molecule: messenger RNA, 1377 nt
Organism: Syzygium oleosum
Lineage: Eukaryota; Viridiplantae; Streptophyta; Magnoliopsida; Myrtales; Myrtaceae
Exons: 6
Coding region: 1-633 (210 amino acids)
Source: RefSeq, a predicted model, not a curated record
AUGGGGCGGGACGAUGUUCGGUUACACUGGAUGACCACCGACGCCCCUAGUAUGGACACUUGGAUAUUACGUUUUGAUGUCCCGAUAGAUCAAGACGUAGAGGUGGUUGAGUAUGUAGCACCGGGGACAGAUACGACGUACGAGAAGUAUACGACGGCCGUUUGGGUCGACGAGGAGCUUACCAACUUGGUUCCUCAUCGUUUAAAAGCAUGGUAUAUGGAUGGGGAAGAGGUGAACAUGGGACUCUUGCCGACUUCUGUCUGGCUGUAUAGUUUCUUCACUACCUCAAGGCAGUCUGUUUCUAUCACAAUUUCCUGCGAUCUUCUAUCAUCGAGGAAAGACAGGGCGUGCAGCAAAGCUUGCAGUUCGGUGUGCAGCGACAAGAUUGCAGGGACUGUCUUGGCGAAGCCGUCCAGCAAAGAUCCAGCUUCAUUUCUGAGGAUUCCAGAAACUGCUCCUGUUGCUGCAUCUUCAAGACGGCUUCGGUCCAGGGGCAGAGGAGAAGGAGAUGCUCUACUAUUUCAGCUUCUUGAUCACAGAAGGGGCAUGCUGGUCGAGCUUUCUACAGUUGCUUUGCAGUCUUUCACCUGCUAUCAGCGAUGGGGAUAUGUCUAUCUGCAGUGGAGAGGCUAAUUCAAGAUCAGCAUCUACUUCGAUUUCUGGUAUGUGCACUAUAGCCAGCAACUCCUUUUCCGUUAAUUUCCUCUUACCCCUAUCCUUUUGUAUAUUGUGUGGUCGUGUAUGCGAGCCACCUUCUUUAUUCUGCGCCACUGUGAUCAAUCCUGAAUUUUCUGGGGUUUCCAGUACCAUCUCCUGCUCAUCUUCCACUUCAUAGAUUUCCCCAUAAUAGGCUGUCCAAAAUGGGCUAAUAGAAUUCUCUUCAGCUUUUAGCCAGGGCCCGUAUAGCAGUGUUUCAGUUUUGGACAUGAGUUCGACCUCAUAAGGCACAAGUUGACAGUUUUUUGCAUAAUGUCCAAUAACCCCACAUGAAUAGCAGAAAUGGGGAAGUCUUUCAUACCUAAAGUCCAACCAAUGCUCCUUGCCUCUAAAACUAGAAAGCAUGCCUGAGGAAAGGGGAUUUGAUAAUUUUAACAUAACUCUAGCUCUCCCCACCACUAUGGAUGCAAAGCCUUUUGUUUCUAUGCACACUUCUGAAACUUCACCUACAUUUCCUGUUAUUUCUCUUAUUGCUGCUUCAGACCUCCCUUCUAUAGGUAAUCCAUGAAUUUGAACCCAAAAGGUAGAGGAGUCGAAUAUAAUACAAUGUGGAGGCAUACUUGGCUCCCAUAGCUUUAAUACCAGCAAAUGACUUGAGAAGGACCAAGGUCCAGAGUUCAGUAUUUUGUUUCUCACCUCCACUGACUCAAACUCAAAUGA